Molecule: messenger RNA, 2472 nt
Organism: Amyelois transitella
Lineage: Eukaryota; Metazoa; Arthropoda; Insecta; Lepidoptera; Pyralidae
Exons: 3
Coding region: 218-673 (151 amino acids)
Source: RefSeq, a predicted model, not a curated record
AACCUCCGCUAGGAAAGUACGUUUUCCCGCCAAAAGUGCCGAUUGACAGUUAAUUUUUUUUUAUAACAAAAAAAAAACCGUGCUGUGUUAUUUAAGUAUUCAUACAGAUCAGGCUCUUGGAUUUUUAAUUCCAUUUAAAUAAGUUGGUGCCUUCAAUAGAGAUCCACGAUGAUGUGUCUGUGAUACACAUCGGGCGGGAGCGGUGCCACCUUCCAACAUGACGUCGGAGCGGGCCAUCCCUCACCUCAGGGACAUCUUCGGCCUCAACCAACAAUACGACACCAAGAGUUUCGACGACAACGAAGAUAAAAACAAAAAGACCAAGAAGAAAAAGGAAGACUACCGCUCUUACGCUAAUGGAGACGUCAAAACUCUAGAGAGGCACUUAAGUAUGAAAAAGACCAUACGGAAAAAGAUCAUGCGUGACCUUCAGCAGGCGUUCGUUGAAGAUCCUAACGAGUUUAAGGUCGAAAACACGAGCCCGGAGAAACUGAAGGCGGAACUCAGUGCGGAAGCGGUGAAGAUCGAGAAAAACGUACGAAAGAACGACCCCACGUUCCUAGACAUGUUGCGGGGUGAGACCAGAGCAGAGGAGACCAGGGAGGAGCAGCCGCCAGCGGAGAAGACGAGCUUCUGGCGGCGUCUCACCAUGAAGAAUAAAAAUAAAAGAUAAAACUGUUAGGCAGCCGCGCGAACACCUUACUCCCUUUCGUCUCCUUUCCAAUUUGUGUGUUCUAUGUCAAUUACUACGUAUUUUAUGAACUUUUUGCAAUUCAUACAUUUUUAGGUAAUCGGCUACACUAAGACUGACUGAAAUGUAGCCAACAUAUACAAUUUCGCAUAAUAUGUACGCUGUAAGGUGAUAUUUUUGUUGAUGAAACUAGUUUUAUUAUAAUAAGCAAAAUAUAUACGCACAAUUCGCUUUUUAUAACGAGAAUUUUCUCUAGAAGUUGGCCGGAAAGGGUUAUGUUUUUAAAGGAAGGGAUAGAUAAAAUGUAAUCCGGUUUUCCGGAAUUUUGCUGAAUCAAUAUUGUACUAAUAGGACGGAGGGAACAAUGUAAUACAAAAAAGCAAAAGUUCAUCCACAACUUUAUUUAUAUUUUUGUCUUAAAAAUAUACCGAUAACUAGGUACUUGAACUUUUGCACAUUAAUUGAAAUAAAAUUACUGGCUAACCCAUCGCUUUAAAGUAAAAUAUCAAGUAUAUACCUAAACCUUUCCCUUCACUGACAAAAUGUUUGUUCACGAUAAUAUUGUAGGCUGUUCCUCCAAAAUAACACCAAGUCUGCCAAAGAUGGUAUACGUAGUAAAAUUAUUUGGAGAAUUGCAAAUUACUUACUACAUACUUAAGUACCUAUAAGUUUCAGGUGAAAAAAAAACGUAAAAAAGGAUUAGCAAUGUUGUCUUGUCUCAAUAGCUUUUCUUGUGAUUAUUUUUUUAUAUUUAUUUCUCUUUAUAUAAAUCUUUGUAUAAAAAUAAUUGAUUAUGCGAUUUUCACAAGGCCCUUACAUAGGUACCUAAGUAUAAUUAUAUGGACAUAGGCAUAGGACAAGACGUACAAACUAAAAAAAUCUGGCUAAAGUAAGGGUUGAUGUAGUUAAAUAAUGUAGAAAACGGUCUUUAUUAAUUAUCCUAAAAUAUAAAAAAAAAAUUAAAUGUUUAUGAAUAUCUAUAUUAAAGAUGAAGUUUUGUUUUUCGACUGAUUAUAUUCGCACUCAAUUUCAAAUUUAUUUAGGUACCUGUUCCUUUUGUUAGAUAACUAAGUAUACUUAAUUUAAAAAAAAGACAUACCUUCUUACGAUUUUAUCUAAGUAUUGAAUAUUAAUUUAUCUACCCUUUUCGGCUAACAUGAGUAAAUAUAUAUUGAAUUAGGGCUAAGAAUUGAUGAAAACGGAGUAAGGUGGUACCCACAGGGCAAUGGAGAUCGCCGCCGUAGAUUUUAGAUUUAUUUAAGACAAUAGAAGUGGUAUAAAUAAUUAUUGUAGGUAUGUUUUUGACGCACCAAUGGCUUUUUGCUUAAAUCGCGCUCAAGCCAAUGUCUAGUUGAACCAAGUCUUUCUGAAACAGUUGCAUAUCGAUGAUUUGGAAGGUCAACCCAAUGUUGCCACUCCGGCUGUCGUUGACUCAUCGUAAGUAUUUUUCUACAUAGUGCAAUGCCGUCAAUUAAUCUUAGAAUUGAGAUGCAAUAUAAAGGACAGGACAACACAUUUCACCAUUACUUACCACUUGUACAGUCUUUAUUCCAAUGUCUAUGGUUACGAAUUGCUCUGUGGUGAUAUAAAUAUCGUCGGCCAUUGUUACUUAUAUAUAAAACAAUAUCUCGUUCUAAAUGUGAUGUAAAGUUAAGUUGAUUAAGAUAGUAUAUAAGUGAUUAAGGUAAGAGUGACGCCAGCCGCAGUGUGUAAGGUAGGUUCGAGGCAAUUUCUUGUUGUGACAGUUAUUAUGAUUCAAUAUACAUAAUUUUACACAUUCA